This is a messenger RNA of Oreochromis niloticus (Nile tilapia), 6205 nucleotides long. RefSeq names its product potassium voltage-gated channel, shaker-related subfamily, member 2b (gene kcna2b). The record is from RefSeq and is a predicted model, not a curated record. Gene Ontology annotation, cellular component: juxtaparanode region of axon; axon terminus; dendrite. Gene Ontology annotation, molecular function: protein binding; delayed rectifier potassium channel activity. Bases 1314 to 2807 code for a protein of 497 amino acids. The transcript is spliced from 2 exons. Gene Ontology annotation, biological process: potassium ion transmembrane transport; protein homooligomerization; action potential. Lineage: Eukaryota; Metazoa; Chordata; Actinopteri; Cichliformes; Cichlidae.
GGCGCACAAGAAGCUUUUAGUAUGCGCUGCAAUGCCUAACUGCAGCCCACGCAUCUCAACUAUGGUGAAUUAUGGUGAAAUAUGAGAAACACGGGAAGAGCCGGCAGCUCAAAAACAGUUAGACGUGAUGAGAUGACACAGCCGCUGGACUGAUUAGUCAAAUAGGGGAAGAAGGGCAAAUAUGAAGAAAUAGACGAACGACCUCAAGACACCUUUUGAGAAGAGAAAAACUGGAUUUAACAAAAAAAAUAAUAGGCUACAUGCGUCUGCACAACAACAAGACAAUCGCGGUGAAUUCCUGCAUGCCAUUAGCCUAUCUGAAAUAAUGCUGCCUGCAUUCGGACAGAUAAUGCUAUGCUGCUUUGUUUAGUGCAUGGAGUCUGUUGUGGAUUUCCAUGAUCCACACAGGAUAGGGCUGCAAAUGGCUUGAGCAUGUCUGGCACCUGCCCCUCCAAACUAACUCGCGCUUGCAGUCAACUACAACAUUUCCAUUUAAUGUCUGAAAAUGCAUGAACUUGGCUGCUUGGACUCAAAUUUAUUAGCAAUAGUUUAUUUCGCCAUCAGAGGAUUGGUUUAAUCCAUGGAAUGAGUUGUGAACGCAUUCUGUUUCUUAGUAAUGUGCAUCACUGGUGUAGUCAUAUGGAUAUUCCCCAUCCGAAAAAAAGGACGGUGAUAUUUACGUUGAUGUUAAUUAAAGUAACAAUUGUUUAAACAACUUAGGAAUCAAACAGGUGAUUCCGCGUUAUUUAUUAAAUCUGCUGAAGCGUCGGUGCCUUUCACAGUAUCUUUUCUUCAGUAAGUCUACUGAUGCCAGGCAACAAGGCUGUCGUUGUUUUUGUUUCGGGCGACGGCAUAGUGUCAUGUUAAAUUUAACUGAUGUCAGGAUUUUAAAUGUGUUUAAGCGCAAACCACUUGCCCCCACCGUCGUCCCCGACCAGCUUCAGCCUGUAGCGUAGCUGCACCUCGGCAUGUGCCCGCUGGUCACUGAAGCGAUGGAGGUAACUCCUGCAUCCUCACACCUUGUCCCCUCUCCCAUUCCCAUUGCCGCCUUGCUGCAGCGCCAGAGCUUCGGAUGAUAUAUGAGUGACAGGAAGGAGCUGCUUGGACCGAGGGGAGUGACUCAGGACCGGGCACUGCUGGACUGCUUAAGAUUUACCAGCAGAGGACAUACUGUAAACAAGCCCCAUACGUGCCUGUGAAAAGCAGUAGCAGGCAAAUCUGCCUGACUGUACAAGUGUGUGGAGCCUUUACCUACUUGUGGCCCAACGUGGCCCCGCCCGGUCUGAAAGCUGCAGGUCCCAUCUUCUUCCAUCAUGACGGUCGCUACCAGCGACCCUGCGGAUGAAGCAGCAGCACAUCCAGGUCAGCCCCAUGACCAUUACGACUCGGAUCCAGAUCAUGAAUGCUGCGAGAGGGUUGUCAUUAACAUCUCAGGCUUGCGCUUUGAGACACAGCUGAAGACACUUUCCCAGUUUCCAGAGACACUGCUAGGUGAUCCUAAAAAAAGGAUGAGGUAUUUUGAUCCCCUCCGGAAUGAAUACUUCUUUGAUCGGAAUCGACCAAGUUUUGACGCUAUUCUGUAUUAUUACCAGUCUGGAGGGAGACUGCGCCGACCUGUUAACGUGACUCUUGACAUUUUUUCUGAGGAGAUCCGGUUUUAUGAAUUGGGUGAAGAGGCUAUGGAAAUCUUCAGGGAGGAUGAAGGUUUUAUAAGGGAAGAGGAGCGGCCUCUGCCAGAAAAUGAGUUCCAGAGACAAGUGUGGCUUCUGUUUGAAUAUCCAGAGAGCUCAGGACCAGCUCGCAUCAUUGCCAUAAUCUCUGUCAUGGUGAUUCUUAUCUCUAUUGUCAGUUUCUGUCUGGAGACACUGCCACUUAAUCGAAAUGAAGAUGAGAUGUAUAACUCACUCCAGUCCACAUACAACACCACCUCUCCAUCUGCAAGCUUUUAUUUUACAGAUCCUUUCUUUAUUGUUGAGACGCUUUGCAUCAUCUGGUUCUCUUUUGAGUUCCUAGUUAGGUUCUUCGCCUGUCCCAGCAAAACUGGAUUUUUUGGCAACAUCAUGAACAUCAUUGAUAUUGUGGCAAUCAUCCCGUACUUCAUCACCCUCGGCACAGAACUAGCAGAGCGGCCAGAGGACGGCCAGGCAGGCCAGCAAGCUAUGUCUUUGGCUAUUCUCCGUGUCAUCCGUCUAGUUAGGGUGUUUCGUAUCUUCAAACUCUCACGUCAUUCCAAGGGACUCCAGAUCUUAGGACAGACACUGAAGGCCAGCAUGCGUGAGCUGGGCCUCCUCAUCUUCUUCCUGUUCAUUGGCGUCAUCCUCUUCUCUAGUGCGGUCUACUUUGCAGAAGCAGACGAGCCAGUUUCUCAGUUCAGCAGCAUCCCCGAGGCCUUUUGGUGGGCAGUGGUUUCCAUGACAACCGUAGGCUACGGAGACAUGGUCCCAACAACUAUUGGGGGGAAGAUUGUGGGGUCUCUCUGUGCAAUUGCCGGUGUGCUGACUAUUGCCCUGCCUGUACCUGUCAUUGUAUCAAAUUUCAACUACUUCUACCACAGAGAGACAGAAGGUGAGGAGCAGGCACAGUAUCUGAAUAUCCCAAGUGUGCCUAAAGCCAGCUCAGCUGACGAUCUGAAGAAGAGCGGUCGGAGCGGCAGCGGAUCCACUCUCAGUAAGUCUGACUAUGUGGAAAUCCAAGAGGCAGUGAACCACAGUAUGGAGGACUUCAGAUCAGAGGCCAGGAAAACAGGAAACUGCACCCUGGCCAACACUAACUAUGUAAACAUCACUAAGAUACGUACAGAUGUAUAAUGCGAGCUCGGAUGAUUUACUUCUGCUGGGAUCUACAAUAACUGUAGUGGGAAGCUAAAGGUCCGCGUACUGAUAAAUGUAUGGGGCCCAGUAUAGGAGUACAGAGCAGAUCAGUGAGAUUAACUCGGAGAAAGGGUCAACAGAGAAGACCACAUCCUCUCCCAUAUCAUGUUCAUACUAUAGAACUGUCAGCGGUCGUAUUCAGGACAUUGUUAGUGUUUGCAUGGAGUUAGUCUUACCUGUGAAAGUAGUUAUCCUGCCUCCAACAGUAGCAAAAUUGUAGCCUAACCAUAGUAAUCAAUAAUAACAAUAUAAAGGGACCACUAUUUUUUUUUAUCUUCUUUCUCUAAUUGCUGCACAAAGGAUGCAUGAUAACAAUAUUUCAACAAUAUUACAGAUGUGUCAUAACUUAUAAACCUAUUAAAACAGGCCAUUCGAUCAGCAUUCAAGGGCAGCUUUAAUCUGCUGCUCUAACUACGAAGAUCCAAAUACAGAGAAAGAUCAUUUCAACAAGAUCACAGCUGUUCUCUCAAGGGAACACCGAAUUAAGAAACAAAGAACGAGAGUGCAGCACCAAUAUGCUUGUGGCCGUGUGCGCUAGUAUUCAUUCCCUUGCUACAUCUUGUCUAGUACAAGCUAGCAGAGACAAGUAGAUACCAACAGAUAGCCUAAAUGAGUGCUUUGCUGUAAUUCUGUUAUAGCACACCACAUUCUUUUCCUGCCAUUUCUUCUUGAUGAAGUUCAAAAUGAUUUACAGUGUCUAUGCAGGGUGCAUGACUCUUUCCACUCGUAAGCCUUUUCUUGCCUCUAGUUAGUGUAGAUAAGCAGGUGAACAGCAGAACACUGAACAGAGUGAUUGUCUUAAUGUAUUCUACUAAUGAGUGUUUUUUAAAGUAAUAUAAUUAAUUUAUGAUCAGCGUGGUCUUAUUACAUAUAUUUUCAUGGUCUUAAUGUUGAAAGAAAUACUCUUUUGAGUGAGAGUUUCCAGCCUCUUUGCUGUAACUUUAGAGACGUCUUUUAGACACGCAGUUAAACGUGUUCAGCUUGACACCACUGCCCAAAAUAAACGUUGCUGUUCUUGACUUCAAAGCAUUCCAUGUGUGUAGGAAUAGAUACAAUGAUUUUGUGGGCAAGUUGCUGACAUUCUGUUGCAUAUAUCAACACAGCUUAGGGCUCAUGAACAACUAAAAUGUAUAUAUGUCAUUUUUAAGCUUCAGCUUUAGUGCCAGCAUUACUGCAAGUCUGCUUACGACAUCUUUAGCGGUUAGCUGUUAAAACAGAGUAAUCUGACCUAAUCAAGCUGCUUCAUAGUGUUAUCCUUUAACGGCCUCCAUCCUCUAAGGAAGACAUCAAAAGGGAACAUUUGUUUUCCUCUGAAUGUGGAAAAAAACAAAAAUGUUUUUCUUUUGUUAUGUGUCACCACCUGCUAAAUUGUAUCUUGGUUUGUAAAAGACAUCAAUUUUGUUUUGUUAAUUUUGUGUACAUUAUUUCUUUCCUUUUCUGGACCCGAUUUCAGAAAUCAUUCCACUGGCCCAACAUAUUUAACUAACCAAAACUUAUGCAAUUCUGAUUUUGCAAAGCUGCAUGUCCUCAAAAGUAAUCAUUGUUGCAUGCAUUAAUAUAAAUAAUAUUUGACAAUAAAGAAAGAAAACUUACUUAAUUACAUACAUGGACAGUUCUAAGCUAGAAAGGGGAGUGUGUUCAUGUGGUGACUUAUUAGCUACCUCCAGUGUAGGAGAUCAAAAGGAUAACAAAAUCCUGAGCUCUUCGCUUUUCUAUUUGUUAUAGUCUGUUGCAGUUACAACUUAGUAUCUAUGUGUCAUGAAAGCACACCAUCUGCUGCCAGCUCAGUGGAUGCACUGAGAUUUAUAGCUGACCAGUCAGAGUUUUUGCUCACCCAAGUGUAUUUGUAAUGCUCCAAGGCGCUGUCUAAGUGCUGCCAUCUCUAACAUAUAGGUCCAUCAACCUCGGUGUGUAAUAUUUUCUGGGUGAGAGAGCUUAUGAGAGAGAAAUAGACUCAGACACAAAGGGACUGUGAGAGAAACUGAGAGCUUUCAGAAACACACAUGCUGACGUCACUGUGGUAGCAGUUCUCAAAUGCUCCUCUCCUUGUUUCCAGGCUAGAAUGACAAUGGUGCUCAGUGUUAGCCGAGUGUUUACAGCCUAUGUACUGUAUAUAUUAAACACAUGCACAUAGUAUAUUAAACAAAGAAAACUGAAAGGAAACACUCCGUUGUGAUGAUGUCCACAAGUACGUGUGGACCUGUGAGAUAAGUUACAGUAUCUGCAAAGGCAAGUUACUGGGAACUGAAGACUUAAAAUAGAAGGAAGUAGAGCAAAGUCGGUAAAGGGAAGUAUGAUAAUUCAAGUAAGACAACACUGCCGCAAUUUUCUCCCUUGUAUCUUUCUUAUGUGUAUUUGCAUUACUAUGAGCUGCUCCUGUGUAUAGGAACACCUACUUAUAUAUGUCACUUUAAGCUUAGGCUGGACUGCUGUCUUUGCUGCUCUUCUUAGCAAGCAUACAACACCUGAAAUGACACUCUGUCAAGAUAACACACUCUCAGAGAAACCAACAGCAUGGCACAUCAGGAUCUAAGUCAUGGAUAACACGUCUUUGCUGUACUGCACAACACGAACGGACUGAUACACAGACACACAUUCAUGCAAACACUGGGCAUUGUAAAACAUACAGACAGUGUACACAGAUGCUUAUCCGUGAGAGGUAAUCUUAUGGACACGUCUGGCAGACUUCACUGCCACAAUGGACUUAAACCUGCCGAUUAUGGGGUUUACACAACUGUAGCCAUGUAAAUGUAUCUAAGAGUUAGAGCUGCUUUAAUGAUGUCGUCAAGCACCUAAUGCUUUAAAACCAGACUCUGCCAUGUAUUGGUUGCUGCGUAAUAGAAAAUCCAUGAAACUAAUUUGCUUUGUCAGAAGUGAUUAAGUCCUAUUGUUUUUCACUCUGUUUUUAUAUUUGAAUGUCAUAAUUAGCUGCCUUUGAGCCUCAGAAGUGGAUGGACUGAGGUUUGAUGCAAACACGUGCAGACCUUGGUCAAAUAAAUUCUGUCUCAGUACAAAGAAAACCACUCACUCUGCUCUAUCUUCUUCAAAUGUUUGACAGGCAAAACCAUGUGUGAAUGAAAUAUAAGAUAAUCCUCAGCUCAUUGACUGUAUUGUUGUCUAUACUUACAGCUGUCUAUGCUCACUAUAUGUACAAGGAUUGUUUUAUCUGCUAUUGUAUGCAAAAGAAGGAACCAAGAAUCAAGCUGUAUAUUAUUACACCCAAAGAAAUAUGGAUUUGAAUGUCUGCAAUGUCCUUAACAUGUCCUAGGAACAUAAACUAAAAACAGAAAAUAUCUAUUCAGAGAUACUUUCAUUAUUUAAAAUAAAUGUAUAUU